Messenger RNA from Clonostachys rhizophaga, 1530 nucleotides. Lineage: Eukaryota; Fungi; Ascomycota; Sordariomycetes; Hypocreales; Bionectriaceae. The record is from the annotation of a GenBank genome assembly.
AUGGCGCAUCACCUUGAUAGCACGUUCAGGGAACUGGGCCUCGCUCAGUAUCUCGAUGCAUUUGUUGACCAAGGAUUCGACACAUGGGAUACCAUUCUUGAUAUCCAAGAAUCCGACCUAGACGCUUUGGGAGUGAAGUUAGGGCACAGAAGGAAAUUACAACGGAGAAUCGCAAAUGCACGAGGCAUUGCCCCCAGUGUUUCCCUGGCUUCCACAAAGGCUAGCUCCGAUGAAGCAAAACAAGACGGUACACGGCCAGUUCAAGUCCGCCACGAAUGCAACCAUGAUGGGGCGGGUGUGACAAAGCGGAAGUACCGCCGGCAUCCCAAGCCUGACGAAAACGCUCCAGAGCGGCCACCCUCUGCUUACGUGCUCUUCUCAAAUAAAAUGAGAGAAGAUUUGAAAAGCCAGAACCUCACCUUCACGGAAAUUGCAAAAUUAGUCGGCGAGAAUUGGCAAUGUUUACCAACCCCUGAAAAGGAAUCGUACGAGUCACAGGCAAAUGCAGCCAAGGACAAGUACCAUCGCGACCUAGCGGCGUACAAGAAGACGCCAGAAUACCGAAAAUAUGCCCAAUACUUGCAGGAGUUCAAGGAGAAACAAGCAAAACAGGGCCAGGACACGAAACGAUCCAAGCCAGAGCCAGCCAGGCUACGGCAUGGUAGUACGAGUAGCAGCGCGACUCCUGCUAGUGGAGUUGCCAGUGGAAGUGGAAGUCUGCGAGGAAGCCGAAGUAGUAGCGAACGGGUGCCAGAACGUGAGCAUUCCCCAACACGACAAGAGAGACUGGGCUCAGCGGUAUCCACCAUUGAACCCUUGCAUUCAUCUACUGCCCCGGUUUCCCAUUCCCGCCGUCUCUCUUUGGACGACCCUGCUAUCUCGCCAAUGACGACAACCUUUGACACUGGUCUAGGGAGAAGGAGCAUGGACGGCGGUUGGAAUGAGAGUGCGAGAGUGACUGAGUCUAAUAAUCAACCACUCCCAUCGCUAUCUGACAUACUGGACGAUGGGAGACCUAAUUCGAUAGGUAUCCCGCCUGGCGCUGAAACAAACUCAACUGUGCCAGGAUUUCUCCCGAUCAAUCAGCGUCUCCCUCUGAUCGGCGGGUCAUCAGCAGGGCUCCGAAUCCCACACCUUCAUCACGAAUCGACAUCCAACGGAAGUAGUGUGUCGGGCAGUUCCAUCAGCAGCUUUGCGCAAUCGACUACGGAUGGACCUCUUCCAGCGCCAUCAUUACUGUCCAACAACAAGCGUUCACCGCCUUUUAGCCAGACGCUCUCGCCAGUACUUGCUACUGCCCCGUCUGCCAUCCCGGCGGCGGCGGCCCCCGGGACCAUGGCAAGCUACGGCUUACCGAUCCCCCUAGCAUUACAUCAAGUCCGAAAGACAGAGCUCCAGCCGAACGACGGCGACGUCAUAAUGUCCGCGGCAGGGCUAACAUCAGGCUCCCCUUCUAAGAGAGAUGGCUUUGAUGGAAUGAGUGCUUUGCUAAGGGCCGGUGAGAUUGUUGGGCAACACACUUCUGGAUAA